Stylonychia lemnae is the source of this 1773-nucleotide messenger RNA. The record is from the annotation of a GenBank genome assembly. NCBI's taxonomy places the organism in Eukaryota, Ciliophora, Spirotrichea, Sporadotrichida, Oxytrichidae.
AUGCUUAGCGGGGACCCUCUUAAAAAACAAUCAAGUCUAGAAUUGAUUAAAAGUACCUGUUCUGAGAUUAGUUAAACUAAAAGAACUCCCUUGCCAAAUGAGCAAGCCAAUUGUUGCUUUGGAUUUUUCUCUGCAAAUAAAUAAGCUCUAAAGCAUAGGUCAAAGAAAGAGAAAGAGCUUGUAAGAAAGACGGCACCCUAUCUUAAAAUAUUUGAGGACUCUAUGGUAAUAGACAAUUACAACUCGGAUUGGGUAGAGGAUUUCCUUUUCUAAGUUCAAAGAGCGCUUCUACAGUGCUAUGAUAAAAUUUUAUAAUUCCAAAAAGAAUUUCAGCAUGUAGCUUCUUCGAUCGUAAAGCAUAAAUCUAUCGAUGAUUAUGGGAAUACUCAGAGAUAGCAUAAUAUGAUUAGACCGAACCUUAAGCUGCAGUAAAUCCGCCUUUAUGAUGAAAUAGAGUCUCAAAUUAAAUAAAAAACUCACCCUGUUCAGCAUUUGUGCUCAGCCUUUAAGCUAGUCUUUGUUAAUCAAUACAAGGAAUUCGUACAUAAAAAUGUGGACUAAACAUCCCAGGCAUUACUUGAUAAGAUCAUAGUAUAGACUGUAGGCCUUUAAUCAGACUACAUUUUGAGUUUAUCUAAUGAGAUGGAAUAAAAGGAUGAUGAUUAAUUAUAAGAAGAGCUAGAGAAAAAAAAUGAGAUUACCUUGGCGAAUAAGGUGCUUGAUGAUGUUAAAUUAUUCUUCUCAGCACUCUAUCACUUCGUCCUCAGAAUGUAUGAAAGCCAUCUGAACCGAAUAGAUCUAAAUGCACUUCUUUAAGAUAUAGCAAAGCUAUGUAUUUAAGUUAUAGUAAAAGAUGAAGUACAUAAGAUACUAAUAUGCUUGGUAAGAAUAGAUAAUUUUGAACUGGAUAGAGAUAUAAGAGCUAAAUAUGCAUUACUAAAAGGUGUGUAGCCUGCUGAUUUCGGAAUUGAUCCUUAUUUGCAGCUUAAAAAUCCUCUAAUUCUUUUAACUGAAUUAUAGAAGUAAUUCAAAAUUGACCUAUCCUCUCUGAUACUUCUCAUCUCAAAUAAAAAUUUAACUCUCUAGAAUUAAGAAUACUCUGAGAUCAAACAGUUUACUUAUCAAGAUUUUACCAAAUAAUAUAAAGAAGAGAUAGAUUAGCUGCCGCUUGAAAUAAGUAAAAUCAUAUAUUAAAAAGCUGAUGUCAAGCCAUACUACAAAAGUGUAUUGAAAUUUAGAGAGAUAAUGAUUAAACCGCAUCCUCCAAUAGAUAAGUUAUUCUAGCUUUAUCAUUUAAAAGAGUAGAUCUAGCAGGAGGUGCAAGAUUAUUGGAAAGAUAUCAUUACUGAUAAGAAAAAGAUUCUAAUCAAUAGAGAUGAAUUGACCUCAAUCAUGCUGUUUUUGAUUGCUAAGACAGAGAUCCCCGAUUUAACUUCAUAGCUUAAACUCAUUCAGGAGUUUACAAGUCAAGAAAUAUAGAAUGGCAGUGAUCACAGUAUCAUCUCAGCAGCAUAUUUAAUGUUUAGCUCCCCUAUUCUCUGGUUCUCAUCUAUUGAUGGGAAUAAACUACUGGAUAGAACAUACCUUUUAAGAGCAACCAUGCAAAUGACUGAGUAAUAUUCAAGAUUCGAUAAAAUAAGCUUCGAUGAUAUGAACGAUAGAUAUGAUCCUUUUUCAGUUGCCAAUAGCUACACUUUGAGAAAUUCAUAUUUAACAGGAAACAAUACUAAAACUGUUGACUUAGCUAAUAUCAGAUCUUUUGCUUUUUAUUGA